Molecule: messenger RNA, 1245 nt
Organism: Toxotes jaculatrix (banded archerfish)
Lineage: Eukaryota; Metazoa; Chordata; Actinopteri; Toxotidae
Product: intermediate filament protein ON3
Exons: 9
Coding region: 1-1245 (414 amino acids)
Biological process (GO): intermediate filament organization; keratinization
Cellular component (GO): keratin filament
Molecular function (GO): structural constituent of skin epidermis
Source: RefSeq, a predicted model, not a curated record
AUGAGUCUGAGUCGUACCAAGCGAAUCAGCUCCAGUAACUCUGUCCGGAGCAGCAGUGGGUCGAGGAGGCUGAGCGGUUUCGGUCCAGGUCAGGGGGGUUUCACCGGCGUCUCCCUGAGCAGCAGCUCUCUGUACACAGGCACCAACGGGCAUCACCACGGCCUGAGCGCCUCGCUGGCGUCCCUGUCCGUCAACAAGAGCCUGCUGGCCCCCCUCAACCUGGAGAUCGACCCCAGCCUGUCCAUGAGCCGAGCCCAUGAGAAGGAGCAGAUCAAGAGCCUCAACAACCGCUUUGCAAGCUUCAUCGAUAAGGUGCGUUUCCUGGAGCAGCAGAACAAAAUGCUGGAGACAAAACUGGAGCUGCUGCAGGGUCAGGGGGUGAGCCGGUCCAACGUGGAGCCGCUGUUCGAGGCCUACUUGGCGGGUCUGAGGCGCCAAAUGGACCUGGUCAACAAUGACAAGACCAAACUGGACGGGGAGCUGAGGAACAUGCAGGGUCUGGUGGAGGACUACAAACACAAAUACGAGGACGAGAUUAACAAGAGAAACAACCUGGAGAAUGACUUUGUUAUUCUAAAGAAGGAUGUUGACUCAGCCUACUUGGUGAAGGCAGAUCUGGAGGAUAAGGUGGGAGCCCUGACUGACGAAAUCAACUUCCUGCGCAAUGUCUAUGAUGAGGAGCUGCGUGAGCUGCAGGCCAGCAUCAAAGACACCUCUGUGGUGGUGCAGAUGGACAACAGCCGCAGCCUGAACAUGGAGCAGAUCGUCGCUGAGGUCAAAGCUCAGUACGAAGAGAUCGCAGCCCGCAGCCGAGAGGAGGCAGAGGCCUGGUACAAGAGCAAGUUCGACCAAAUGUCGGUGCAGGCCAGCCAGUUUGGAGACGAACUCCGCAUUGUGAAGGGAGAGGUGGCCGAGGUGAACCGACUCAUCAGCCGACUGCAGAGCGAGAUAGAGUCCGUCAAAGCUCAGCGUGGCAGUCUGGAGAACCAGCUGGCUGAGGCAGAGGAGCGUGGAGAGUUGGCUGUGAAAGAAGCCAAGUCCCGGACCAGAGACCUGGAGGAUGCGCUGCAGAGAGCCAAACAGGACAUGGCCAGACAGCUCAGAGAGUAUCAGGAUCUGAUGAACCUGAAACUGGCUCUGGACAUUGAGAUUGCCACCUACAGGAAGCUGCUGGAAGGAGAGGAGGACAGACUUGGACAACAGUCCAUCCUCAACAUUCAGGCUGUCUCCAACUACAGUAAGUAA